This is a messenger RNA of Yamadazyma jaroonii, 1194 nucleotides long. The record is from the annotation of a GenBank genome assembly. Lineage: Eukaryota; Fungi; Ascomycota; Pichiomycetes; Serinales; Debaryomycetaceae.
AUGACUGCUCAUGACUUCUUUGCCGAUCUUCCAUCGGUACAAACAGAUGAGCUGAAUGCUUUAAAGAUGAAACUUCAUGCCGACUCCCACCCUAAUAAACUUGAUAUUUCUGCCGGAGUUUAUAGGGCUGAUACAGGUAAGGCAUAUGAGUUCCCUAGUAUAAAGAAAGCAAAGGAUGUUUUAUUUGAAGAAAAUCCUUCUCAUGAAUAUAAUCUUUCUGUGGGGAUCAAAGAAUUCAACGCCAUUGCUGAAGAGAUUUCAUUUGGUAAGACUGAUGAUUCUAUUGUCACCUGUCAAACUCUUUCCGGUACUGGUGCUUGUAGUCUUGGGAUUAAAUUUCUUAUAAAGUGUUGUGGUAUUACGAAUUUUUAUGUAGGAGUACCAACUUGGCCAAAUUAUAUACCUAUGGCUGAAAGUCUUGGUGGUAUUGUCAAGAAGUAUAACUAUUACGAUGAUGAAACCAGGGAUGUGAAAUUUGAUGAGAUUGUCAGUACCUUAGAAGGUGCCUCGGGCAAGGAUUCAGCUUUUAUAUUCCAAGCUGUGGCCCAUAAUCCUACGGGUAUGGACUUGAGUGAAGAUCAAUGGAAGAAAAUCACCGAGAUUAUGAAACGUAAGAAGCUUAUUGCUGUUAUAGAUUCAGCUUAUCAAGGAUUACUGUCAGGACUGAUAGAAAAGGAUAGAAGAGCCAUUGAGAUCUUUCAUGAAUCAGGUCUUCAAUUUAUUGUAUGUCAAUCCUUCUCUAAGAAAAUGGGUAUUUAUGGUGAGAGAGUUGGGGCAGUUCACGUUGUCACUUACGAUCAACAUAAACAAGUUCAAGAUCAACUCAGAAGUCUUAUUCGUAAAGAAUAUUCUAGUGCUCCAGCUUAUGGAGCUAGAAUUGCCACUACCGUGUAUACCCAAUUCAAAGACCAAUGGUAUGAAGAAUUGCUUGCAAUUAGUGAAGACUUGAAAGCCAAACGUCAGAAAUUAUACGACCAACUCAAGGAGAACAACGUUCCUGGAGACUUUGAACAUUUAUUGACAUCCACAGGAAUGUUUUGGUGGACUGGUAUCAAACGUGAAACAGUCAGCCGUUUGACUGAUGAGCACCAUGUAUACUUACCCAAAACAGGAAGAGUCAAUAUCGCUGGAUUGAACGAUAAGAACAUUCCUUAUUUUGUUAAAGCUUUGAAGGAGAGUCUUGAGGUCUGCUAG